AUGCUCCGCACAUCUUUGCGCUCAGCACGAGCUCUGGGCAGCCGACCGUCGGCCGCGUCUGCCCGCACAUGGCGCGUUGUCGGUGCCAGCCAGAGAUUCUAUGCCGAUGCCCCGAAACCGCCCGUCUUGCCGGCGUCUGAGACGAGAACAGCUGCCUCGAGCCCCGUGCCGCCGCCGCCCACGACGACCUCUGCCCGCAUUCCGUCCGACAGCGUGCCAUUGACGCCGCCGCCGCCACCCCCAGCGCCACCGGCGGCGGCUGCUGCUGCUGCUGCUGCUGGCAACGCUGCGCCGCGGCGAAAGGGCGGUUUCUUCCGCAAGCUGCGCAACUACGUGCUGACGCUGUCCCUCCUGGGCGCGCUGGCGUUUGGCGGCGGGGUGUGGUACUCGCGCAUCAACGACAACUUCCACGACUUCUUCACCGAGUACAUUCCCUUUGGCGAGCAGGCCGUGCUCUACCUCGAGGAGCUCGACUUCCGCAAACGCUUCCCCAACAUUGCCGAGCGCGUCGGCCACAAGGCGCGCGACACCGGUGCCAAUGUCCGUGUUCCUGCCCAGAGCGGUGCCUCGUGGCGCGUGGCCGACGUGGAGACGAGCCGCCAGUCGGCUGCGGUUCCCAAGAAGAGCGGUGCCGAGGCGGCCCCUGCUGCUGCUGCUGCUGCCGCCCCCGCCACCACUGCUGCUCCCAAGAAGGGCGGCGAUGCUCCCUCUGCACCAACUGUCCCGGCCAAGGCCGAGAAUCCCGCGCGCGCCAAGGAUGCCGUUGUCGAGUCGCCUGUGACCAACGCGGCCGAGGCCGCCGUGGUGGCCAACACCCAGGACGCGAAGACGACGACAGAGGCCGCCGCGGCCGCGCCGGCGUUCCGUGCGCCCGAGGUGGACGAGCCGUCGCGCUGGCCGCCCGCGUCGCCCAUUGACCCGCUGUCCGUCCCGGACGCGGCCGAGCCGGUGGUGCAGGACGUCGUGCGCCUGCUCAACGACAUCAUCACCGUGGUCAACGCCGACAAGGCCAACGGCAAGUACGCGGCGACGAUUGGCAAGGCCAAGGAGCAGGUCAGCAAGGUGGGCCGCAAGAUCCAGGCCAUCCGCGCGGCGGCCGAGACGGACGCGGCCGCGCAGGUGGCGGCCCGCACGGCCAGCUUCGACGCGGCCGCGCAGGACCUCGUGGCGCGCGUGGAGGCGGCCAUGGCGACGCAGGAGGCGCAGUGGCGCGCCGAGUUCGACGAGCAGAUGGCGGCCGUGCGCAGCAGCUACGACGCGCGGCUGCAGCUGGCGACGGCCCGCGAGCGCGAGCUCAGCGAGGCGAAGCUGCAGAACAAGCUGGCGGAGCAGGCCGUGCAGCUCACGCAGCAGUUUGCCGGCGAGCUGCGCGACCGCGUCGAGACGGAGCGCAGCGGCCGCCUCGGCCGCCUGGCCGAGCUGUCGGCGUCCGUGGCCGAGCUCGAGCGCUUGACGGCCGGCUGGACCGAGGUCGUCGACGCCAGCCAGCGCGCCCAGCAGCUGCACGUUGCCAUGGACGCCGUGCGCGCGCGCCUCGCCGACGACGAGGACGCCACCGCCAGUCACGGCGCCGCGCAGCCCGUGCUGCGGCCGUUUGUCAAGGAGCUCGUCGCCGUCAAGGAGAUUGCCACCGCCGACCCCGUCGUGGACGCCGCCAUUGCCUCCAUCCCCCCCGCCGCCUACCAGCGCGGCAUCGCCACCACGUCGGAGCUCAUCGACCGCUUCCGCCGCGUCGCCGGCGAGGUCCGCAAGGCCUCGCUGCUGCCCGAGGACGCCGGCGUCGCCAGCCACGCCUCGAGCUACGUCCUGAGCAAGGUGCUGUUCCGCAAGCAAGGCGCCGCCGCCAACGACGCCAACGACGCCCACGACGCCAACAACGCAGCCAAUGCCAAUGUCGAGACGAUCCUGACGCGCACGCAGGCGUUUUUGGAGGAGGGCAACCUGGACGGCGCGGCACGGGAGAUGAACGGCCUCAAGGGCUGGGCCAAGACGCUGAGCCGGGACUGGCUGGGCGAGGUGCGCAAGGUCCUGGAGGUGCAGCAGGCGCUGGAUGUCAUUACGGCUGAGGCUCGGUUACGGAGUCUGCAGCUGGAGAAGAGCCGGUGA
Molecule: messenger RNA, 2106 nt
Organism: Sporothrix schenckii 1099-18
Lineage: Eukaryota; Fungi; Ascomycota; Sordariomycetes; Ophiostomatales; Ophiostomataceae
Product: mitochondrion protein
Exons: 2
Coding region: 1-2106 (701 amino acids)
Biological process (GO): cristae formation
Cellular component (GO): MICOS complex
Source: RefSeq, a predicted model, not a curated record